AAAAUCAUGACCUUCAUGCUCAAAUUUUGGCCUUCAACCAGCGCUAAAACCGGCGACAUGUUAUAUGUCAAUCUGUUACCUUUUUUCCAUAGUUAAUAUUACAGAACAACUUCAUGGUAAUUUACAUUAUUCUCUAAAUUACAUAUAAAAUAUUAUAUUAUUUCUGAAAUUCUAAUUUAAUAUUUCUAAUAAUUAUAUUAUUUGUGAUUUGAAGUGCGUGUGGGUUUUUUUUUUUGUUGUUGUUGUUGGUGUUUUUCUCUUUUUGUGUUUUGCUCACUAUUUAGUAAUGUAACGAACAUCCUAUUAGCCUGUUGAUCUUUUCUAACUAAAAAAAAAAACUGUAAAAUUGAUUUCCCAGAAUAUCCUGUUAAUUGACAAUAUCAGCAAUAUUUAUGGAGAUGUUGGAAAUACACAUAAUCCUUUCACAUGCUUGAGGAGCCUCCUCAGUGCGAGAAGAGACUGGAGGAAUGUGACAGUACGUAAAGAAUGGCCUGUCAGUGAUGGAAAACUUUAGUCACUAACAUGAUGCCUGUGAGUGAUCUACCCCAGACCUCUGCUCUGGUGUGUAAGGUGUGUUUCAUGUCAGGGAUAAUUAGCAAAGAAAUAUGAUUCAUAUCAGAAUGGAUCAUGUAUGUAUGUGGGUCAUUGCUGAUGCACAUGAUUAUCACAGUGUUUACCUGGUGAUUAAAUGUGCUUUAAGACAUGCAGGAGCAGAUAAAGUUGUCAUAAACACAGCUCUAGGCUUUGGCUUGUGUUCUUGGCCUGUAACCUCUGCUCUUAUCAAACACUAUGAGAUAAAUCCUGUUACAGUGCACUACAGUAGGUUUUAUGAGUUAAGGGCAGAUGGACUGUUGUGUAAUGAGUACAUGAGCAUACUUUUACGAUUCACUGGCUAGAGGUAGCUGAGGAACAGACCAUGUGAAUACAAACACAAGUGGAGUUUAAAUACCCUGAAGGUCACACGACUUACAAUAAAUAUACAUACUGGAGAGUCAAAACAGCAAAGUAACUCAGACUUCGCAUGUGGCAAGGGUAAUAGUUAAAUAAGGAAUAAUACAUGACAGUGUCUGAAGGCAGUAGCAGUGAGUCAGUGAAGGAGAGAUCCAGAUCAGUGCAACAGGACCAAGUAUGAAGAGAGUGAGUCGAGUCUCUCCCAGUGGCCAUGAAAACCCGGGUCUGGAGCUUAGUGAUGCAGCGUCCAGCCAGUCAAUGCAGCAAUAUACUGGUCCGUGUACCUCAGUAAUGUCAGCCUCAGUGGUGCGCUCUGUUACCCAGUGGGCUUCAUAUGCCCGGGGUCGCUGGAAACGGGCUACCCGUAAAUGCAUGAGGAGAAAACCCUCAGGGGAAUCUUUAAGCAGCAAGUACAAGGGCCUUGCCUGGGAGGAAGAUGUUGUAGAUGGAGACGCCAAAGAGCAGCAGUUGAACAAACGUCUGCUGGAUCACUUCAGAGUGCUGGCUGCCAACAACGAAGACACAGAUGAGGUUGACCUGCAAUUCCUGAAUGAAAUCCUUAGAGACGGAGCUGAUCCCAAUUCAGCAGACAAAUAUGGACAGACAGCACUUCAUGAGAUCUCUCGAGCCUGGAAUGUAGAUGUGAUGAGGUUCUUCCUGGAGAGAGGUGCUGAUAUCCGCAGGCCUGAUGCAUUUGGGGUUACGCCUCUCCACGUGGCCGCAGCCUUGGACUAUGAAGAUAUGAUUCACUUUCUACUAGAAAGAGGAGCUGACAUUGAGGCACACACGUAUAAAGACAUGCAGACACCAUUACACUUUGCUGCUAAGAACGAUGCUACUGAGGCAAUUCAGGUUCUGCUGCGGAAUGGAGCAGACAUUACUGCACACGACUACAAACAAAGAACUCCACUACAACUUGCUGUCAACCUAGAUCGCAGUGAAGCUGCACACACACUGUUGGAGCUGGGGGCGGAUGCUGGGGUUCAGGAUUCUGAUGGACAGCUAUGUAUCACUGCCAUGAUUGGCAAGAUGACGCCCGUGGCCAAUCUGGCACUGAAUCAGUUUCACGUGAAAGACCGAAUGACACGCCAGCAGUUCUUCUACCUUCAUCUGCUGGAGCCAGAGCGAACACGCCUGAAAAAAUCACACGGGAAAACCAGAAGUGAGCCGACAUCACCGCUAGAGUUUAUUGUCCAACAAGGGAAACUGGAUCUCAUUAUGCAUCCUGUAGUGUUAAAGCUCAUCACAGUCAAAUGGAACCUGUAUGGAAGACUUGGUGCAUGGAUUCUCCUGCUGCUCAAUUUUUUAUUUAUCGUUUCCUGGACCACAGUGGCCAUAUCUGUGUCCGUGUCACCAGAGGAGGACAAACGCUAUGUUUUCCCUCAGGACUGGUGGCGUGUGUUUGUGGUGAUGAUAGCGUUAGGGCUGACGGUGCUGGAGGUGUACAGGGAGGUGAUGGAGAUUCUGCGCUCUGUUAGAAAACUAAAAGAUUGGCAGCAGUGGUGUGAAGAGAGACUCAAUGAAGAUCUGGCUUGCACACACCCCAUGUGGCCAGAGGAACGUCACUACUUCGAGGGUCAGAUUAAGUUCAUUCGCAGCUUGAAGGGAAGCUACUUACAGGACCCCUGGAAUAUAUUUGAUUGGCUUGUGUACGUAUUGCUGAUAGCAGUUUUGGGUCUUCACUUGGCUGAUGUUUACCUGGUCUCUCAGACACUCCGAAUGUAUAGCCUCCGCAUCUUCGCUGUGGCCGUCAUCUUCAUCUGGCUCAGGCUGAUGAAGCAUGUCAGGGCAUUUAGGGUUAUGGGUCCCUUCAUUGUCAUGCUGGGGAAGAUAGUGGGUGACGUGCUCCGCUUCCUCUUCUUAUAUGCAGAGAUCUAUGUCCCAUAUGCCUGUGCUUUCUGGAUUAUAUUUGGAGGCUUAACAGCUGUACCUAGUAUGCAAACAGUGCCGCAGAUGCUCUAUAGCCUGUACCGGAUAACCCUUGUGGACGAGUAUGAGUUUGAUGCCAUGGUGGCUGUGGACUCUGUUAUGGCUCACUUGCUUUGUGGUACAUUUCUGGCCCUGUCUGCUGUUCUGUGUGUCAACCUGAUGAUUGCUCUGCUCUCAGACACCUUUCAAAGAGUAUAUGACAAUGCACUGGCAAACGCAGUGAUGCAACAGGCCUCCAUCAUCCUGCAGGUAGAAGAAUCCAUGCCUCACCUGUGGCAUUUCUAUGACAAACAGUAUAUCCACAGCUGCUGUGCCCCACUCAGAGAGUUUUAUGAUGAUGAAAUCAUAACAGAUCCAGAUCAGCAUGAAGAGAUGAAGAAACUUACAGCAGAGAUUAAGGAUACAUUGGAUGAGUACUUGACCAUCCAAAAAGAGGCCAAACUACUCAACCCAGCUCAAACAGAUGAUGGUAACAGAUCUCCCAGAUGGAAUAGUUUCUCAUCUCAACAAGAACAUCUCGGCAGUCUAAUGAGACUGGAAAAGGACCAACAGCAGCAGAUUCAGGAUCUGCAAGACCUAAGAGAAGAUGUAAAGAAGCUCCAGGGAUUACUGCUACAGCUGAUUCCGUCAAAGCCUACAACAUCUACUGAUGUUCCAAAUAUAUCUUCAGCAGGGCUUCGGUAGGCUGGAACGAACCACGUUUUGGUUUUUGAAGUUGGACAAGAAGCAAGCCCUUUGAAAGAUAACAAGCAUGUGUUAACUAUAACAAACUCUCUACCUACAUGUGGGUAAUUGUUAAAUAUUUGGAAUGCUGACCACGGUAUAUUCAGUGCUGGUUUCACUGGUUUUUAACUUGACUUCACUUUAAGAACUUCUAGUUAACAUACAGCAUGUACUAGGUUAAACUGUGUGUUGGUUUUAUCCCUGGCCUACAGGGUUUUAUGGUCAAUAAAUUAGUUUAUCAAACUUGCUAUGUCAUGAGUCUUUUAAUAUUUCCAUGCAUCUACCAGAGGCGUGUCUAUACAGAAGACAAGACAUGCAAUUUCCUGGGCCCCCAAAGGCUGUUUACUCAUGUGCAGUAUACAGCGACAUAUCAGGAAUCCCUCUAAAUGGAAGAAAAAAGAUCAACAAAAAGUGCAAAAGAAGAAGCAGGAUGUGGGAAGUGGUGGAGACAAUGAUGAAUGAAUGGAGGAUGGUAACUGUGUGCCAAGAACUCAGUGUAAGCUCCAGUUUGUUUUUGGUGAGGAACUGGCACUCAGACUGGAGCAUAGCAUGAAACUAAAAUGUUGGCAAUGGUGCAACUUUUGAACCUAUUUUAUGUCACAGUUGUUCGUAAAGAGUGGAGAGACUAACAUAUGUACGCCAUCUAUCAAGCUGACACCUUUUAUGCAAUGGAGCCAAAUCACUUUUUUUUUAUUAUUGUUUGCAGCUUAAUACAACCUACAAACCUGGAGUAUUUUGUUUAACCUGAAGUUAUUUGCUUAACCUGAAUGUGUGUUUAUACCCUAAUAAUAUACAUGUGAUGUGGCUGUUACUUGGUACAUAUGACCAAGAUAUGGCAUGCUUGAAUGAAUGUAGGUCAAAUCUGAACCCUAUAUGUUUUGAAAUACCUGGGUCCAUGGAGGACUAGUGGUUAGGCCACAGCGCUCUCAUUCCACAGCGCUCAAUUCCCGGCCAGGUUGCAUGCAUCAGUGUGCUCCCAGUGCUGGUCCCAAGUCUGGAUAAUGGGAAUGUUGCAUCAGGAAGAGCAUCUGGCAGUAAAACUGUGCCAAAUCAAAUACACAGACCAUGAUCUGCUGUGGCAACCCCUAACGGGAGCAGCCGAAAGAGGAACAACAUAUGCUUUGAAACACUUAGACUUUCUCUUUUGGAUCACCUGUAGCAUUGAGAUCCAUGGACCUCAUGUUUUGUGCAUAUAGCACACCAUAUCUAAGGAUUUACAUGUGGGCUGUGUGUGUGUGUGUAUGUGUGUUUCACUGCUGGAAAGCUAAUUCCUUCCUCUACUUGAGUGUAGGAAUAUACAGUAGGCUAUAUUUAAUAAUAUAUUAGACAAAAUUAUAAAUAAAAAAGUUUAAAGUCUUGGCAAACAUCAGUUUCUUUGAAGAACUUGCAGGUAAAACACACAGAUACACUUACAAUCUUACUUGUAAUGCUAUAUUACAAUAUUAAUUAUUACAAUUAUUAAUUUCUGUAUGUUCAUACUACUAGGAAUAUACAGAUUUCUAACAUAAUGGAAAUGGGAAAUGAGCCAGAAGGACCCAUGCGCCCUUUUUCUUUUCUAAGCCUGGGGUCCCCUGCCUUCUCCAGCUUCUUCUCUGGUCACUGAUGUAUGGUGUUUUGUUUUGUUUUGUUUUUUUGCCAUAUAUGUAUGUACAUGUUAUUUUU
This is a messenger RNA of Pangasianodon hypophthalmus (striped catfish), 5265 nucleotides long. RefSeq names its product transient receptor potential channel pyrexia. Lineage: Eukaryota; Metazoa; Chordata; Actinopteri; Siluriformes; Pangasiidae. Gene Ontology annotation, biological process: calcium ion import across plasma membrane. The coding region runs from base 1129 to 3564 and encodes 811 amino acids. The transcript has 21 exons. Gene Ontology annotation, molecular function: protein binding; calcium channel activity. The record is from RefSeq and is a predicted model, not a curated record. Gene Ontology annotation, cellular component: membrane.